AUGGACAUCAUCCCGUCAUCCCGCUUGACCUCCCUCACUAAAGGGGAUGCCACAAAGGGGGCAUCAGAGCCCCUCACCGACACCGCGAACCACUAUUCCAUGAAGGACAAAGUCAUCGCCGUGACCGGCGGCGCCCAAGGCAUCGGCCUCGCGACCGUGAAGCUCCUCCUCGCACGCGGCGCCAAAGUCUCGGUGGGAGACCUCGACGACGAGGCACUAGAUGCCGCCCGGAAAGAGCUGGAGAGCAGCGCGGACAAGGACAAGAUACGCGUGCAGAAGCUGAACGUCGCGUCGAAGGACGACGUCGAGGAUUGGAUCAGGGAGACGGUCAAGUGGGGCGGAAGUCUGAAUGGCGCGGCGAAUGUCGCGGGGAUCAAUGGGCCGGAUGCGGGGAAGGUUACGCUGGCGCAGACGAGCGAUGAGCACUGGAACGCUGUUGUGUCGGUCAACUUGAUGGGCAUGUUCUACUGCGUACGGGCCGAGCUGAACAACAUGCAAGGUGCGGGCAGCAUUGUGUGCACCACCAGCGUGCAAGGGCUCAUCGGAUUCCCCAUGACUGCGGCGUACUCGAUCACGAAGCACGGCAUUGUGGGUAUGGUGAAGGCCGCGGCGAAAGAGGUGGGGGAGAAAGGCAUCCGUGUCAAUGCAAUAGCACCUGGCGCAAUAGAUACGCAAAUGGUAUCUGAGAAGGAUCGGGACAACAUCCAGACACCGAUCAAGAGGCUGGGUAAGCCGGAGGAGUGUGCCCAUCUGAUAGCGUUUCUUCUGAGUGAUGAAGCGAGCUUCAUUACUGGUGCUACAUACGCCAUCGAUGGAGGUUGGGCGUGUUGA
Molecule: messenger RNA, 831 nt
Organism: Coniosporium apollinis CBS 100218
Lineage: Eukaryota; Fungi; Ascomycota; Dothideomycetes
Exons: 3
Coding region: 1-831 (276 amino acids)
Molecular function (GO): oxidoreductase activity
Source: RefSeq, a predicted model, not a curated record